This is a messenger RNA of Arabidopsis lyrata subsp. lyrata, 4579 nucleotides long. Its product is annotated as histidine kinase CKI1. The record is from RefSeq and is a predicted model, not a curated record. Bases 1086 to 4460 code for a protein of 1124 amino acids. NCBI's taxonomy places the organism in Eukaryota, Viridiplantae, Streptophyta, Magnoliopsida, Brassicales, Brassicaceae. Gene Ontology annotation, cellular component: nucleus. Gene Ontology annotation, molecular function: phosphorelay sensor kinase activity. Gene Ontology annotation, biological process: phosphorelay signal transduction system; phosphorylation. The transcript has 10 exons.
CCACGGCACCACCACAACCAGGCCGUCACCAUCACCUCCACAACCACCACCACCAUCUCCGCUAAAACAACCACUGGACAAUUAGAAGUCAGUUGUUAGAGAAUUUCUUUGUUUUAAAUGUUGCCACGUUACACUGCAUACCAAAGCGCUCACGCGCGCGUCCGUUUCUUCUAACAAAAGAGAAAGAGUGAAUGGACUUUUCAUCUCCCUCUUACGUUACUUGUUUAAUUCUCUACAUUAUAGUGCUAUAUAUUUAAUAACUUUAUCCAAAAGUGUUAGUUUUGCAAUUCACCCUAGGAAAAGCUCAAAAAAGAAAAGAAAAAAAGAAGAAGCUGAACUUUAUCGACAACUUGAAUAUCAUGGAGUAUGUCCGCCUCCCCCAACCGUCAUAUUGGUGACCUCAUCCUAUCUUUUUGUAAGGAACCAAACAUUGAAAACUAUAUGUUAAUUAUCAUAAUUAAAUAACAAAAUUCAAUUUGAAAAACUAAAAAUAGUGUUAUAAUUAAACUUAAUUCCUUGGAUAAAGCUUUAACAUUUUUUUUUUGGGUUAUAUGUUGUAAGUUUCUUUCUAAUAAGUCACAAUCUUUACUUCCUUUUAUAAUUAUAAUGAUAUUAAAUUAAAUAUAUAAUAAAGCAUAUGUUACUUUUAAAGAAAACUAUUUUUGGAUUAAAUUUCACUUUUACUGUAUUUAAUAUGUAAUCUCAACAUUUAUAAAAGAUUAUCGUCAAACAAGUUUAUAUCAUAAAUGUUAUAUAUUUAUGGUGUGACCAUUUAAAUCUAAUUAAUCUAUAUAUGGUGUAUGUAGUAUAUAUGACUAAAUGACCGUAUUUGCAUAAGUGAAAAUGGUGCAUCGUCCAAGAUUCUUAGAAAAAUUGUUAGUCAAAUCAUUCUUUUAAUCAAAAUUUUAGAUGGUAUCGACUUGCUCCGAGGAAGAAGAAGUGAGAAUAAGAAAAGUGUUUUUUAGGGUUUAUCAUUCUCCUUGACUUUACAAAACGUGAAAUUGGCUUCCUUUGCAACAGCUUCUCUCUUCGCAGACUGAUCAAGACAGAAAUCUGUUCUUCUGAAAACGAUAGCCGCUCUAGUGAUGGUGAAAGUUACAAAGCUUGUGGCUUCACGUCCAAUUGUGGUCUUUUGCGUCCUGGCAUUUUUGGUGGUUGUUUUUGGGUGCAUAACGAUCUCGGAGUGGCGAACAACAACGGAUAACGUAGCCAAAGACGUCGCUUCAUUUACCAAAGAUCUCCGGACAAGUAUAGUUUCCGAGAUUGAAAACAUCGGAAAAUUCACAUAUCCCAAGACAAACUUAUCUACAAUCGGCUUAGCGAGAGUUAUAGAUUCUUAUCUCACCAACAACGACAUUGGUUUCGCAGAGAUUCAAACACAGAUUGCACCAUUGUUGUUUGAAGCUUAUUCAACGAUCCCUCAAGUCUCACAAGUUUCCUACAUUAGUAGGGACGGUCUCUUCUUUUCUUACAUUGCAGAAUCAAACACAAGUGUCGCUGUUUUUGCCAAUUCGUCGUCAAAUUCAAGUGGUGGAGACUACACUUGGUACACUCAAAACAUUGAUCAAUUAACCGGUCGUCUCAACGGGAACGCAACGAAAUCUCAGCCGUUAGAUUUAACCCAUACAGAUUGGUUCCAAGCAGCACAAAGUAAUAAUUACACUACCACCUUUCUAGGAACGAGUUUGGGAGAAAAAGAUAACGAGACUCUGAUUCAGAGCGUGGUUAGCUUGUACAACAAGAAAGGUCUUGUUUCGCUAGGGUUUCCGGUUAAGACUUUAACCGAUGUUUUGAACAGUUUGAAUCUACACGGCGAAGAGCUUUACAUGUGGACAAAGGACGGGACGGUGCUUGUUCGUGAAGGUUCACUGAAUGCUUCUUUCUUCAUCUCCAAUGGCUCGAUAUGCUUUGGUAGAGAUUCUAAAUCCGUCUGGUCUCAAUGCAUCUCUGAAAAUUGCAGUACCAUUGGCUACAAGGUGGAGAUCAAAAGAUCAACAUAUCAAGCUUUUUGCUCUGUUCUUGAAGUUUCGGGUGUUCCUCUGAGAUACACACUCAUGUUUCCCAACGAAGGAGGAGCAACACGAAUCAAGCACCAAGCGGAUAAGGCAAUGUAUCAACUUAUUGUGGUUGUGAUAUUUCUUGGCUUGGGUUGGCCUGUAUGGUUUGUGUGGUUUAUGAUGCAAGCAACAAGGAGAGAGAUGCGUAUGCGUGCAAUGCUGAUAAACCAAAUGGAAGCAACACAACAGGCUGAGCGAAAGAGCAUGAACAAGAGUCAAGCAUUUGCAAAUGCUAGCCACGAUAUUAGAGGUGCCCUUGCAGCGAUGAAAGGUCUGAUAGAUAUAUGUCGUGAUGAAGUUAAACCUGGCUCCGACAUAGACACCACUCUCAAGCAAGUGAAUGCUUGCUCCAAGGAUUUGGUUGUUCUGCUCAACUCUGUUUUGGACAUGAGCAAAAUCGAAAGCGGGAAGAUGCAGUUAGUGGAAGAAGAUUUCAACUUGUCAAAACUUCUUGAAGACGUUACCGAUUUUUACCAUCCCGUUGCGAUGAAGAAAGGGGUGGAUGUAGUUUUGGAUUCACACGAUGGCUCAAUUUUCAAAUUCUCGAAUGUGAGAGGGGAUAGUGGCAAACUGAAGCAGAUUCUCAACAAUCUUGUCAGCAAUGCUGUCAAAUUCACAGUCGACGGGCACAUUUUGAUCAGAGCUUGGGCUCAGAGGCCAGGUUCCAAAAGCUCUGUGAUCCUUGCAUCAGACCCUCAAGGUGUGUCCAAGUUUUUAAAGAGUAUGUUAUGCAAGAAUAAAGACCAGUCAUCAAACUACGAAGCAGAAAUUUCGAAUUCCAUAAGAAACAAUGCCAACACGAUGGAGUUUGUGUUUGAAGUGGAUGAUACAGGUAAAGGGAUACCUAUGGAGAUGCGUAAAUCGGUGUUUGAAAACUAUGUUCAAGUAAGAGAAACAGCUCAAGGACAACAAGGGACUGGUUUAGGGCUUGGGAUUGUGCAGUCUUUGGUACGAUUAAUGGGAGGGGAGAUAAGAAUCACAGACAAGGCCAUGGGGGAGAAAGGAACAUGUUUCCAAUUCAAUGUUUUAUUGACAACAUUAGAGUCUCCUCCAGUGAGUGACAUGAAAGUGAGACCAGAUAUUCAAGCAGGAGGCGAUUACAUAUCCACGCCAGACCUCGGGCUAACUAUAAACACUUCACUGGGAGGUAGCAUGAAUAUACGCAACCUGAGUCCUAGAUUCAACAAUUGUCUCAGCUCAAGUCCGAAGCAAGAAUGUUCUAGAGUGGUUCUCCUAUUGAAAAAUGAAGAACGUAGGAGAGUUACCGAGAAAUACAUAAAGAAUCUUGGGAUUAAAGUUACAAUGGUGGAGAAAUGGGAGCAUUUGAGUUAUGCCUUGGAGAGACUUUUUGGAUUUUCACCUCAGAGUUCCAUGGGAAGAGCAGAGAGUAGUUUGUCAUGUCCAAGCUCAAGAGAGUUACCUUUGAUUGGCAUGGAUGGUAUUGAUUCAAGAAGCCAACUUCCUAAAAGGAGAAGCACCAGUUUCUCUGCAGUUGUCCUUCUGGUGAUUGAUGCAAAAACUGGACCACUUCUUGAGCUUUACGAUAUUGUCAAACAGUUUCGUAAAGGCUUGCCCCAUGGAAUAACCUGUAAAGUUGUUUGGCUUAACGAAUCGAGCACUCGUGUAAGUGAGAGAGGGGACAUUAGUUGUUCGAGGCCCUUGCACGGAUCACGUCUUAUGGAAGUCUUGAAGAUGUUGCCUGAAUUUGGAGGAACUGUGCUAAAAGAAACACCUACUGAGCUGCAAAGGGAAUCACUGCUGAGACAUUCUUUUGUUGCAGAGAGAUCACCAAAACAUAAAUUCCAAGAAGAAGGACCAUGCUCAAUGUUUAACAAAAAGUUAGGUAAGACGAUAAUGGCACCAACAGCUUCAGAGAGCGAGACUAGGAUCAAGUCAGUGAGUAGUGGUCGAAAGCCUAUUGGAAACGCAGAGGACGAGGAAGGAACUUCCAAGCCGAGUGACGAUGAAUUCUUAAGAGGAAAGAGAGUUCUUGUGGUCGAUGAUAACUUUUUAACACGUAAAGUUGCAACAGGAAAGCUGAAGAAGAUGGGAGUUUCCGAGGUCUUACAAUGCGACAGUGGAAAAGAAGCUUUGAGAUUAGUCACUGAAGGGCUUACACAAAAAGAAGAACAAUGUUCAGUAAAUAAGCUUCCGUUUGACUACAUAUUCAUGGACUGCCAAAUGCCAGAAAUGGAUGGAUAUGAAGCAACUAGAGAGAUUAGGAAAGUGGAGAAAAGUUAUGGGGUGCGUAUACCAGUUAUAGCGGUAUCUGGUCAUGAUCCUGGUUCAAGAGAAGCAAGAGAAACCGUUCAAGCUGGGAUGGACGCCUUCUUAGAUAAAAGCUUGAAUCAACUUGCAAACGUCAUUAGAGAAAUCGAGAGCAAGACGACUACUCUGCACUAGUAUUGUAUAAGUUGACAGUAUGCAGCAUUUUGCUAGUACCAUGUUAUAGCAGUUUACUUCUCAGUUUAUUCUAAGCUUCCCGUUGUUUUUGAGAAGAAUAUGCCACUUCAGACACAAAA